Molecule: messenger RNA, 3185 nt
Organism: Columba livia (rock pigeon)
Lineage: Eukaryota; Metazoa; Chordata; Aves; Columbiformes; Columbidae
Gene: SHC1
Product: SHC adaptor protein 1
Exons: 12
Coding region: 680-2452 (590 amino acids)
Biological process (GO): insulin receptor signaling pathway; intracellular signal transduction; epidermal growth factor receptor signaling pathway
Cellular component (GO): plasma membrane
Molecular function (GO): receptor tyrosine kinase binding
Source: RefSeq, a predicted model, not a curated record
CCCACCCCUCGCCGGGAGCCCGUGAGUCAGCACCGGCCCUUCCCGGUACCGUUACCGGCAGCCGCUUACCCUCCUCUCCCGGGAGCAGCCGCCGCGAUGCCGGGAAGCAGCAAUUAGCAGCAAUUAACCGCUUCUCCCGCCCGGGGGGAGCGCCCCGGCGGACACCCCACCUGCAUCCCGCUCCGCGCAUCCUCCUCUUCCUCCCGCCGCCGCCUGGAUGUCCCACCGGCAGCACCGCGGUGGCGCUCCCCCGGCACAGCCAACGGCGGCUGCCCGGUGCCGGCACGUGGGUCGCGUUGGCUUCGGCGCAGCCGCCUCGUCCCAGGGCUUGAAAUAUUGCUGGGUCUGAUUUCUUCUUGGCUCGGGGAUCUCCAAGCGGGGGCGCGGCGCGCUGAGCCCCCCGCCCCCCGCCCCGCGCCGGCGUCACCGCGGCCCCGUUUCCUCGCCGCUCUCCGUCUGACCGGAUCCGCGCUGACGCCGCUCGCCAUCGAUCGAGCCCCCGGGGCUGGUUCUUCCUCCCGCCACAGCCAUGCCGGAGCUCGGCCGAGCGUUUUGCCGAGGUUUCUGCUCGGGGGUGGCUCCUCGGUGGCCGCGGGCGCUUGCACUCGCCGCGGGGCCACCGUGAGACCCCACCGGGUGCCCCCCGCCCUGAAACGGGCCCAUCGUGGCUCUUCUCACCAUGGAUCUCCUGCAGAAGAGCAAAUACAGCCACCUGCGGAACGAGUCCGUCUCCUCCGCCGAGGAGGCCGCGGGGGUCCCGGUGUCACCGGCGGAGUCCCCAUCCCCGUCCCUCGCCGCCCCGGCGCCUCUCGGGGAGCUGUCACCCGAACCGGAGGACAGUCCCACCACCUUCUGCUCCUUCUUCCCCAAAAUGGCCAACCUGAAGCUCUCCAACCCCGCCAACCUCCUCAAUUUGAGGGGCUCCUCCUCGCUCGGCGGCGACGACACCCGGUGUCCCCCCGGUGUGACGCCGGGGGGGACCGCCGGCACGGAUUCACCGGGCCCCGUCGCUGUUUGUCCCCAGGAUAUGAACAAGCUGAGCUGCGGGAAGAAGACGCGGGUGGAAGGCGGCCAGCUGGGGGGCGACGAAUGGACCCGCCACGGCAGCUUCGUCAAUAAGCCCACGCGCGGGUGGCUGCACCCCGAUGACAAGGUCAUGGGCCCCGGGGUGUCCUACCACGUCCGGUACAUGGGCUGUGUUGAAGUGCUCCAGUCCAUGAGGGCGCUGGAUUUCAACACCAGGACACAGGUCACCAGGGAGGCCAUUGGGCUGGUGUGCGAGGCCGUGCCCGGUGCCAAGGGAGCCGUGAGGAGGAGGAAGCCCUGCGGCCGCUCCCUCAACUCCAUCCUGGGCAAGAGCAACCUCAAGUUUGCCGGCAUGGCCAUCACCUUGACCAUCUCCACCAGCAGCCUCAACCUCAUGGCCACCGACUGCAAGCAGAUCAUCGCCAACCACCACAUGCAGUCCAUCUCCUUCGCGUCGGGGGGAGACCCGGACACGGCCGAGUACGUCGCCUAUGUUGCCAAAGACCCCGUGAAUCAGAGAGCCUGUCACAUCCUGGAGUGUCCCGAGGGGCUGGCGCAGGACGUGAUCAGCACCAUCGGCCAGGCCUUCGAGCUGCGCUUCAAACAGUACCUGAAGAACCCCCCGAAGCUCGUGACGCCCCACGACAGGAUGGCGGGGUUUGACGGCUCCGCCUGGGACGAGGAGGAGGAGGAACCGGCCCCGGAUCAUCAAUACUACAACGAUUUCCCCGGCAAGGAGCCCCCCAUCGGGGGGGUCGUGGACAUGCGGCUGCGGGACGGGGCCGCUCAGACCCCCAAUCAUUUGGGGGCCACGCUGCCCGUCGGUCAACCGUCCGCCGGGGACUACGACCCGCGGAAGCCACACGCUCCCACCCAAGGGAGAGAGAAAUUCCCGGCUGCGGCGGGGGCCACCGGCCGCUCCGAUCUGUUCGACGACCCGUCCUACGUCAACGUGCAGAACGUGGACAAGACGCGCCAAACGCCGGCUGCCGGCAGCGCCACGGCCAACGGCAGCGCCCAGAGGGACCUUUUUGACAUGAAGCCCUUCGAGGACGCCCUGCGCGCCCCCCCGGCCGCGGGGCUGCCGCCGGCGCAGGUGGUGGCGUCCAUGGAGGAGCAGCUGCGCCGCGAGCCCUGGUACCACGGCAAGAUGAACCGCAAAGACGCCGAGAAGCUGCUGAAGGUCAACGGCGAUUUCUUGGUGCGGGAGAGCACGACGACCCCCGGGCAGUACGUGCUGACGGGUUUGCAGGGGGGGCAGCCCAAACAUCUGCUGCUCGUCGACCCCGAGGGAGUGGUGAGGACGAAAGAUCAUCGUUUUGAGAGCGUGAGCCACCUCAUCAGCUACCACAUGGACAAUCACCUGCCCAUCAUCUCUGCCGGCAGCGAGAUGUGCCUGCAGCAGCCGGUGGAGAGGAGACUGUGAGCGCCCCGGGGGGGCCCCGGCGUCCAGCCCCCCCCGCGCCCCCCAGCUCCGCUCCCCGCCCCACGGAGCCCCCGGGACUCCCCGCCGGGUGCUGCGCCCGGGACUGAGCGAGGACGGGGCUGGGGACGGGGUUUGUCCCCCCGAGUUUGCGGCGGGGAGCGCGGGGGGGGCUGUUUGUGCCAAAGCCCCCCCCGACUUUCUCCCAGCUCCAGCCUUUGCACAGCUCCUACCAAAACCCGGUGCCGCGGCCGCUCUCCCGCUCACCGGCUCGGCCUGGGGGGGUGGCGGGGCCGGAUCCCCCCCUGAGCCACGGUGGGGGGGACACUCGGGCCUCGUCCCCAGGCCGGGGGGGCUCCCCCAAGCACAAGGCUCGGCCGGCCCCGCACCGACUGUACCCGGUCACUUUACGUGUUAACUCUGUGCCUUGACCCCCGCAGGUCCCACACUCUUAUGCAAUUUUGGGGUGGGGGGGAAAUGGGGGCAGAACCCCCCGCCUUUAAUCCCAACCCCCUCUGUGCCCCUUCCUGGGACUGUGUCCCCUCCCUGCCCCCCCCGGGGUCCCGGUGGGGCACGGUUGGCUCCGGUAGCCCCGGGGGGGCGGCGGGAGGGUCCCCCUUUGCAUGCCCCGUGUUACCCCCCCCCCCCCAAGCCAAAGCCCCUCGCAGCCCCGCCCCCCCCAGGCCCUGCUAUACCAAAGGAACCGGCGGUUGGUAUUAAAGUUGGUAUUUCUCUA